AUGACCGGCGUUCUAGGCUCGAACUGUGGAGCUGCCCAAGAAGUCAGUAGCAGCAAAGCUGGAUUCAUCUGCGGCCUGGAGAGCGUUCUCUAUGACGAGCCAUCGCGCUCGACCUGCAGGGUCCAGGAACCUUCAAAGGUUCUGUGCGUGAAGCGGGCAGAUAUGCAGCACUUGGUUGCUGCAGAGCCAUCCAUCGCCAACUGCCUGGGCAGAAUUGCAACCCGGCAGUUCUUGCGCCACAGUGACGUGCUGUUGCAGGCCUUGCAGCUAAGCGAAGGUGGUGGAUGGAAAGGAGGGCAUUUUGACAAGCACACUGCGGAAGUUUGCUUGGAGAUGCUUGGGCAAGAGAGCAAGGCGGAGAAGGGCAGUCCGACAAGACGGAUUUCCAACGCCCUACCGGAGACGCUUGGCAACCUCAGUACACCAACCGUUCCGCGGAAGCGGUACAUCAGAAGGCAAGGCACGAUCGAUGCCUGGGCACUGAAAUGGUUGGAAGAGCGCAGCAGCAAUGAUCAGGCAAGGGCAGCUCCAUCCUAG
This is a messenger RNA of Symbiodinium natans, 537 nucleotides long. The record is from the annotation of a GenBank genome assembly. NCBI's taxonomy places the organism in Eukaryota, Dinophyceae, Suessiales, Symbiodiniaceae.